Molecule: messenger RNA, 1030 nt
Organism: Eremomyces bilateralis CBS 781.70
Lineage: Eukaryota; Fungi; Ascomycota; Dothideomycetes; Eremomycetales; Eremomycetaceae
Product: UBC-like protein
Exons: 5
Coding region: 358-921 (187 amino acids)
Source: RefSeq, a predicted model, not a curated record
AAUCGAUAUUGCAUGACCUGAACGGAAUACUGUGGUAGAAGGGUAACCCAUUUACAGGGAUAAUGAUAAUAUAUUUGGCUAAUAAUUAUUGGAAGUUGGCUAUGGUGGAGAUCCUCUCUAAUAUCGGUCAGAACGCCUUCUGAUUCUAGCCUUCGAGGUAACAGUUGAUAGUUGAGUUAUCACUAGUUAUGGUUGCCUACGAAUAACGACCUACUUAGUUCACUCGUUUUACUGCAUUUCUAUUUCACCGACCAGUAUUCUGUUCACAUCCAGCCGCCCGAUCUCUGUCCUGAAGUUUAGAAUGCAUAGAUCAUUUGCGUUACAAAGACAAAGACUAAACCAAGCUGAUUUUUCAAGAUGAAGAAGCUGUUGAAGUUCAAGUCCAUGCCACUUAUUAGAAAGGACGGUCCCGCCAAAGAGAAGGACUCAAAUCAGACCGACAUUGAGGCACUGGACCGUCAUAUGUUCAUGCAAAAAGCAAGGACUAGGUUGAAAAAGGAGCUGGAAACUAUUGCUAAGGACCCGUUUGAAACCUGGUCUAUUGGACCAGUCGCGGACGAUCCAUUCCACUGCCAGGGGACACUGCUUGGCCCGCCCGGCUCGCCAUAUUCGGAGGGAUUGUUCUUCUUAUAUAUCAGGUUCCCAGCCGAUUACCCGUUCUCUGCGCCUUGCGUGUACUUCACGACGAGGAUCUACCAUCCCAAUAUUAGCUUAAAUGGAACCAUAACGCUUGAGCUGAUCAAGGAUAAUUGGUCGGUGGGCUGCAAGAUUCCAAGCAUAUUCGUCGCCCUGAACCAACUACUGCUGGAACCAAACCUGGCCACCGCCAUCAAUCGCGAAGCCGAAAAUAAGUAUAAAACGGAUCGACUACAGUAUCAUCAAAUGGCGAUAGAGUGGACGAGAAGCUAUGCGAGUGGUUGAGCAAGGCGACGGAGGGUGCAAUGGGUGAUACCGCCAUGCAGGAUAAGACAGUCAGUGGGGAAUUGCGAACUUAUGAAUCAGCGAAUAGACAAGCGUUAAAUAAGACCAC